GUACCUGUGACCUCCAUUCACCACAGCAGCUAGCACAGCACGGGCACUGACCACUUCUUAGUCAGAUAAUCGAAAAUCACCGAUUUACGUUGUCUGCACCUGCAGCAACUUACCCAUGAUGUUUUUACCACGUGCCCCAAGCCCCAGCAGGACAACACCACCCCCUGUGCAGCCUCUAGAAUGCAACCUGCCACCACCCCCAGUCUUGAUGCUACCCUCUGGGCAUGACAGUCCACCAAAGGAUUGCCUGGCCCUGACAUGGCCAUUUGUGAAUGAGAAGGUGUCUCCUACCUCAUCUCAAGCCAUCAUGCCUGUUGGGGCAGUCAGCUCCUCGGGUGCACCCGGAUUGUAUCAGCAGUCCAGAGCUGUAGUCUUUGAUUCUCCAUCAGGACACCGAACAGUUUGUCUACAGAAUACCCUCUGCUAUACCCUACCCCCAAAUUCUCCCAAGGGAUCCCCAUUUGCUCCCAGCGUUAUCUCUGGAUCACCUGAUAAAUCAAAGCAGGGGACUGGUCGAUUGUCAAGUUCCACAAAGCAUGGAGAUUCAUAUGGAGGCGAGUCUCCUCACAAGGGUAGAGAGAGGAAGGCAUCACCAGGGGUUAAGAUGUCAAUGAGGAGUCUCACAGAUGGAAGAGGAUCACCACUGAACCAGACAGAUGGAGGCAACUACGGACGGCCAGAUUCACACACUUUGCGACAGCGACACCUACCCAAGGAAAGGACUGAUCCUCAACUACCAAGAGAAGGCACGAGCAGGCCUGGAAGGAGCCUCGGUAGCUCUGAUCCCUACCAGGGGAUCUUGGAGCAAGAUCAUCCCCAUGAGAUCACAUCACGUGGAUUUCUAGCCUCCUGUGCCUGUUCCCUAUUACGCCUCAUUCCUUUGGUACUGCUCAUCGGGUUAAUAGUAUUCUGGUGGUUUGGAACUCCGAAAAUCCUUAUAUCCAUGUUUGCUUCAAGUAGUGUAUGCCCAAACGUGAAUAUCACAUAUGUAAAAGGUGAACUUCAAAAGGGAUUGAUUGGCCAACCAGCUGCAUUAAACCUGAUCAUCAGUGCCUUAAGCAGUAACAUGUUUCAGAGCAGACACAACCUUAUCAUGUUCUUUCAUGGCAGUUCUGGGGUUGGCAAAACCCACACCGCCAAUAUCAUCACAGAGAGUGUGUUGAAAGGGACCGAGAGAGACUCUUGUAUUCAUCUGUUCAGUUCUGAUGUAUUCUUGCUGAGACAGAAAGAGCAGUCGAAAGAAAUGUUUGUUCAUACCAUCGAAGACUGGGUGAGAGGUAAGGAGAACGUGGAACCCAACUCGUGCUGUGUCUCGUUUUUCAUCUUUGAUGAGCUACAAGACGACACACCCAAUGACCUUACCCAAGCACUUGGCCAAGUCCUAUCUGGGAUCAACACCUCAUUUCCAUCGCAGUUAAAAAAAGGAACCAGAGUGUUCAUCAUUAUGACUAUGAUUGGUUCUCAAGCCAUCAGCGAGUUCCUCAUCACCAAUAUGAGACGAGGUCAUGACCGACAUAGCCUCACCACCCAGACAUCCAGCUGGCAGGAACCUUGGAAGCACCUCACAGCAACCCUGGACAAGUUGGAUACAUUUAGGAAUUGGCUUCAUCCAGACAAUUACGUCCGUAUUCCCUUCUUGCCCCUGGAGAAAUUCCACAUCAAGCAGUGUGCCAGACGUCGGCUUGAGUGCAAGAACAUUUCACCAAGCGAGGAGCGUCUGGAGUGGGUGUCGGACCAGCUGACAUAUUUUCCUGAUGACUGGCCAGUAUUUUCAUCCUCUGGCUGUAAGAAAGUUGCAGGGAAGGUGGACUUAGUUCACAAAGACGAGAUACCCAUCUUCAAUUUUAGAAAACCCUUCUGAGAAGAACGGAAACUAUUUGCUUUGAAUCUCUCAUCAUGCACUACCAACUGGUAAACAUAUUCAUGCUUUUAUAAAUCAUCUGCAUCAUUGUACGUACUUCCAGCUGUAAGUUGAAAACAGUUUUUAAGAUGCCUUUGCAUCUCAAUGUUCCAGUUAAACUGGACAAAGCUUCGACAAAACUGGCCAAAGUGAAAUACUUUACAAUGUUUUGCAUUUUAUUUGAAGUUGCUGACACAUAUUCCAACAUGGUAAAGUUUUCCGUAUAUAUUAGCUGUUGUCAAGUUCAUGUGAAGUUGUUUUCAUCACCUAAAUUUAAAAGAAAAGAGUGCCAUCUAAGUUAAGGUAUCAGUUAUAAGGUGUUCUCGUAAACAAAAGUGAAUUACACCUGCUUGAAAAAUACUGUCUUAUCAAUAUACAUACAUGGCUUUCAUACAUCCCGUGCAACCAGUCCAAAACAUCUUGAAAUCAUCAGUAGUUUUCCUUUCAACUGUCAAAUUUCAGUUUAAAAAGGUUUAUCAUUUGUGGUAAAGGAGCAAUAUCAAAAUGGGCAAUUUCAUUUCACUUUCAACCAGUCAUUUUACUGUUUUCUACAAUGGAAAAAGAAAAACUUGGAAUGAUCAACUGACAGUGUACAAAUUAUUAAACACCGUCAUAUGUAAA
Messenger RNA from Acanthaster planci (crown-of-thorns starfish), 2521 nucleotides. RefSeq names its product torsin-1A-like. NCBI's taxonomy places the organism in Eukaryota, Metazoa, Echinodermata, Asteroidea, Valvatida, Acanthasteridae. The record is from RefSeq and is a predicted model, not a curated record. Gene Ontology annotation, molecular function: ATP binding; ATP hydrolysis activity.